GAGAGAACUCUGAUUCUUCGUAAUCGUCAUAGUCAGUCCUUCUGGGCCUCUGCUGAACAAACGGCCUUCUGCGUGGGGGUCUCACUGAAGGAUACAGAGAGGGAGGGAAGCACGGGAUGGGACGCCAAUAAUGGCCAGGUCAAACAGUGAAUGACUAGUGAAAAGUAGAGAACUGAUCAAUGCGAUGGGUAACUCAGAAGUUUGAAAAGGAAACUCACUUUGUUCUUGUGACCCAUUGUACGGUCUCCAAGACUUUGGCUUAUAUUUGGCACCAGAACUCCCCCAACUAUCUUGGUCUGAUCCCACAGUGCCCUCUCUCCAAGGUUUCUCUGUGAAACAUGACAAUUUCACAAUCGCAAACUAACAUUUGUAAUGAAUGACAUCGGAGGAUUAAAAGUAAAACACUAUUUAGAAAGGGACAUUUUCAGACUAUGUCAAGAAAUUGAAAGAAUCUUACCAUUAUAAGGCCUACAUGGGGCAUUUCUUGGUCCUCCUUUCCCUUUAUGCUUGUCAGCUUUGACAGUAGCUUUGUGGUCCUCACAGCAGUCAAAACUCCAGAGGUAACCGUGCUCCUGCUCUUCAUGACAGAUUACUUCAUGGUGGUCCUCACAGCAGCCCCUCUUUGGUUUACUGUUAGGAAACUGGCGAGCAGAGGGCUGAGGCACUCUGUUAGGGUGAUGUGGUUUCUUCACAGGCACCUGACAGGCGCUCAACAGCUCCCCUCCCUCCUCAUUGUAGUCAUCUUCCUCCGUUUCCUCCCGCUCCACAUAAUGGCAUGGCCCUUCUGAUUUGCCUGGCCUCGACUCUUCCGCCAGGCUCAGGCCACAGCUGAGACAGGUCUUAGAACAAGCUGCAAAACUUUCCUCUACUGGGUUGGAUUGAGUUGGUACGUUUUCCUUACCAGAGAGAUCAGGUGUGUCGCAGGCUGCCUCGGCUAGCUUGCCGCCUCCCAUGUACACGUGACCACCAGAGAUCAGGUCAACGUCUUCGACAUCAGUGGAGAAGAGCUCGUCUCUGGAGGAGAGCUCGUCUAUGGAUGGGCUGAGGACACUCUGGCGCUCCUGGGCCACUUGUGGGUAGUAGCUAUAGUAGUAGGCACUCCCAAGCGUGGACAGAUUGCUUUGUGGUGGAGGCACCAGACUGGAUGCAGCAGAGUCAACAUACCACAGUGGAUCGUCCAGCAGCAUGCCUGUUACCUGAUCACAGGGCAGCCUGAGGAUUCUGUAAGGCAAGUCCUCUGCCUUGGAGGCUAGACUUUCUAUAGGGUCCUUCAGCUCAGAGGCCAAGUGGGAUGGAAUCAGAACCUUGUCACAAUCUUGUUCUGGAGCCAGACAGUCAAGUGAGUGGUGGUCAUGUGAAGCCCCAUUCAGUUCAAGGCUCUGUGUCAAGGCCCCAGAGUCAUGUUUUACAUCCUCUGGAGGAUCAGGAUGUUCUCUGGACUGUCCCUCUAUCCCAGGUUCUUCAGUAUUCAGGCAGAGCUUCUCAGAGUGGUAUUGCUGCCUAGACUCCUCCAGACUCUCCUCCUCAUGGACAGAAGAGCUGUCAAUGGGCAGCACCCCAGAGCCCAGGGACCAGCAAUCCUGCUUGGCCAGCUCCUCCAGGCAGCUGUGGCUGGACUCUGCAUCAUAGACCGCCGCUGUAAUAGUAGAGUCACUGAAUACGCUGCUGGCCAGAGGAGAGUCCCUCUGCCUCCCCUUACCCUGCUGGGGUUGUCUUUGUGUCAGAGGUCUCGACUCCAGUUCCCUACCCUGCCCACAGAAGUCUUCCACAUUCCCAGAGGAAGAUAUGGUCAUCCCACAGGAAGAGAUGGUUGUCUCAGAGGUUAGGGACCCUAGGUCAGAGUUAGGGUUUAGCUCACUGUCUUCAGGUGGCUUCUCACUGGUUCUGAGCCUGUCCAGGCUGUCGAUCAGCUUGUGGACCGCAUCGCUCGGAUCGGUUUGAACCUCAGAACAAGCGGUCUCUCGCCGAACGCAGGCCUGUUGCUGGUAGUGGUGGCGGAACUGGACGUCGUAGGUCGCAGAGGAGAUGUGGGGGUUAAACACCCUACUGUAAUCAACAGGCUGCAUCGGAGCCUGUGGAACCACAUAUCCCGGAUACUGCAUACCGGUAUAUGGAUAUGGAGCCAUAUAUGGACGUCCAUAAGGAAUAACUGGAAAUUCAAAGACAAUAUUAUAAGUUGUAUAAGAAUUAUCAUUUUAAAUAAACAAAUGAUUUGAUAUUUUAAAGAUUUUAGAAAAAUUUGUGCCAUUGUACCUGAUGGGGGAAGACCAUACUGGCCAUAUGGAUUGAUAUUCCAUUGAUACAUAUUAUAAUAAGGUUGAGUUGGUGGUUGAACAUAGAAAAAUGGUCUUGUGUGAUUAGUUGGAUGGUGCGGUUGCCCAACUCCCAUUGAGUGUGAAGGGUUAUUCAUAUCUGAAACAAAGAGAAAAUAAAUCAGUUGAGAUGUUUCAGUUGAUCAAAACCAGUAACCUAUUAAAUAACAAUCACCUUCCAUUGCUUGGUCAGAGCUGAAAGAUACAGCACAGGAUAUUAUACACCGCAAUUCUAGUGCAAAGAGGAAACAAAAAGUUAACGUAAACCUACACACAUCAUUAGAUCUCAAAUCUGUGUUGAAACUGGUAGUGUGCUGCAGAGGCUAUGCCUUCCAUUCAAAUAAGGCAACGAUCUGACUGCAUCCAUGAACAACAAUAAAUAAGUAUUAUGCAAUUACAUUAGAGUUAUACACAUGAAAAUGAUGUGGGCAAAAAUGUAUAAGGACUUACAUGUGACCGUGAUGGUCAAAAGAAAACCGUGAGACCGUAGGCGUGCACGAAACGAGCGCAACACAAAACUCUCCCUUUCUUCACCCUCUCCAUCAAAUUUAUCACCUACAGCGCGUGCAACACGCGCGCCCCACACCAAUUAGUGUGUAAUCAACUGAAUAUCUUUCAGGUGAGCUGACAGGCAAAUUAGGCAAUUAGUCAUUUUCACCACAAGGUGACACCAAAACCUCACAAAUCAAUGUACUGCACUGCAGCUUUGCGACGUUUCCUCAGUCCAAGCCAUAUUGGCUCCCAUGAUCUCUGUUUGAGAAUGAGGUUUUGACACACAAUGGCGAUGAAUGGGGGUUCGUUUCUUUGCGCAAAGCAGAAUACGGCAUUUUUCUCACGCGGUUGUUUACGUUCAUAGCUAGUACUGUAGCUAGAUUUUACUACUUGUUUUAGAAUUUAAAUUGAUAUAAAAAAUAAAAAAUACAUGUUUUUAUCGGACAAAUCUGUAUUGAGGUGCGUGACAUGGUGUUUUGAAAACACCUGCUUUUGAAUUAAUUGCCAUCUCAUCGUGAUUCAAAGGCUGUCGCUGCAGACAGUUGAACGAAAACACUGGGUAAGCAGAUAGCUUAUAUGACAGUAUUUCAACAUAGGUAGAGAUAUAAUUUCCACUUCAACUUUUAGUUAACUAGUAAUUGUGUUGUUGGAAAUAUAGAGUACUGCAGAUGCAGUAAAAGUAUCUGGUGGCUGUGUGUGUCCCUUGAUAUGACAGCCUUGUGAUUGAACAGCCACACACUGUCAGGACUUACAGGUAACCUCUUAUGAAUGGAUGUCAGUAAGGCAAGCAUCUUGCCCCUGCUCAUCAAUGCCUGUGGUGUGGCAGUGCCCUCAAUGAUUUGCUAUCUGAUCUGUAUGAUGAUGAUGAUGACUGAUGUCUCUUUUCCAGGAUGGCUAGUACCCUUUCAGACCAGCUAGAGGACAUACGAUGCCAUGCGGAAGCCUGUCUGUAUUCCACUGGCUCAGUGCUGGAGGUCCGUGCAGGAAUAUCAGCCAUGGCCAACAUACCCUUACCACCGUCAGUCAAAUACUGCUACAUUGCUGCUGAGACCAUGAUAAUUGAAAACGGCGUCAAUAACAACAGGCAAGAAGUGAGUUAGUUUGCGUGUGCUUGAAACAGUAAACAAUGUCCAUAUCACAAUUACAUAAUCACCUUCACUUAGUCUGCAUCUUGGAAUACAGAACUCCUUUUUCCUCUCUCUCUCUCUCUCUAUGCAUUGUGCUCAUAUUUCUGUUCACUGUCUAUUCUUUUCUCAACCUUUCUGUAUCAACCCUUUUUGUCUUUGUCCUCUCUCCUGCCAGACCAUAGGUUCUCUGCAGAGAUUGUCCACAGCACUGAACAUUCUGGAGAAGUAUGGCUGUAACCUCACCAGCUCCAGUAGGCCCAAGUACUGGCGCACUGUCAAGCACAACAACCCUGUCUUCAGAGCAACAGUAGAUGCAAUUCAGGUGAGGCUCUUCAAUACAGGCAGGUGAGAUUCUGGGUGAUUAUAUGUAGUCUACUGUCUUGUCACUAUAAACUUAUUGGCAUUAUGUUGAUAUAGGCCUAGUUCAAUAUGAGUCUAUAGCGUACUACCUUGUUGAUCAAGUUAAUUGUGGACACACCACAACACUAACGUUAUGCCAACAGUAUUGCAUAAAACCCUCUAUCUCCUUUCCUCUCCUCUGUUCUACCCCAGGGAGGAAGGGCAGUGCUCGGUCUCUAUGGUUACUCCAAUCAGCAGCCAGAUGGCCUGAGUUUCCCUGAUGAGGUCGUGGAGCCUGACAUUGAGAAGGUCGCAGCGGUCACCUUGGAGGUCAUGAGUCUACGCAUGGAACUGGACAUGCUCAUCAAGGUCUGGACCAAUGGCAGGUAUUCUGAAAUAUUUCAGAGGUUUCUAAAAUCAGUUGUACUACUGAGUCGUUGUUGAUGUUUUCACAGGAGGCUCACCCCCACCCAGAGUUCUUUGAGAGAAUUAUCCCAUCACUGAACCAAAAGGUAUUUUUCCUUUCUCCCAUAACCUGUCCUCUUCCUCUCUGCCUUCUCCAUGUGUUUUUGUUGUUGUUCACCCUAAUUGCCUUUCUCUACUUCAGGCAGUUUUUAUAUUUGUGUGGUUUUGUGCCUGGUAGUGCCCACCACCAUCAGAUGACGGAAUUCUCAAUUAUGAUUCCAGGAUGACUUCGGACCCAUUUCUGAUGCGGUAGCUAUUCCCUCCAGCCUGAGAGAGAGCCAGCCCCUAUACAUGUCUCUGGCCUCCCUGUCUCAGUCUUCCACUAGUGCCUUUCUUCCAGUACGGACCGCUAACGCCUCAACUUCCACCUCCAUCUCUACCAGACACACAGGUUAGGUGUGUGUGUGUGUAUUUCUUACAUCUGAAACUUGCAUUUCAACUUUCCUUGUUUCUCUUCCCCUUUGCAGACAACUGCACUAUCUGUGCUAUAUUUCCAGUGGCUGCCCACUGUAACUCUUGUGUCCAAUGGCUGUGUACGGAAUGUGAUAGACUGUACCACUUUUCUGCAGAACGAGCCAAUCACCACAGGACUGUCGUGACAUCCUCUAAAAUGCGAAAGAACCACAGGUAAGACAUGACAAAAUAGAAACCGACAGUAAAGGGAGAGAAUCUAUACAUUUUCAAAGGUGGUGAUUAUUGCUGAAAUGCAACUCCCUGUGUGUUGGGCACUAGAUUCACUUCCUCUCUCUCUCUCUCCCAGCAGCUCCCUCCCGUCAUGGCACUGUACCCAUUGCAACAGGGUCAACUCCAACCAGGACAUACUGUGUGAAACGUGUGAGAGACCACGCCUGGCCUCCUCUGGUUCUGCUAAGAAUGAGUUCCCACAGCCCUCCACCAUCACUGGUCAGUAUACACACACACCCAACCAACAAUGUUUGUUUUAAUAGUGGUGGUUUGCCUUUUUUGCAGUCCAUCAGUCUCACUCCUCUGUAUUUCUUUGUUUACUUGGUAUACUUGUUUAUUGUCUGAAAAUGGAAAGACACUCUUGAUAUAUAUAAGCUGUUGUUGAGUUAAUAUUCACCUCUUCCAUAGCCCUGUGUUGAGUGUAUUUUCACUAUGUACAGUACCAGUCAAAAGUUUUAGAACACCUACUCAUUCAAGGGUUAUUUUCUAAAUUGUAGAGUAAUAGUGAAUAAUGGAAUCAUGUAGUAACCAAAAAAGUGUUAAACAAAUCAAAAUAUAUUUUAUUGAUUCUUCAAAGUAGCCACCCUUUGCCUUGAUGACAGCUUUGCACACUCUUGGCAUUCUCUCAACCAGCUUCAUGAGGAAUGCUUUUCCAACAGUCUUGAAGGAGUUCCCACAUAUGCUGAGCACUUGUUGGCUACUUUUCCUUCACUCUGUGGUCCAACUCAUCCUAAACCAUCUCAAUUGGGUUAAGGUUGGGUGAUUGUGGAGGCCAGGUCAUCUGAUGCAGCACUCCAUCACUAUCCUUCUUGGUCAAAUAGCCCUUACACAGCCUGGUAGGUGUGUUGGGUCUUUGUCCUGUUGAAAAACAAAUGAUAGUCCCACUAAGCGCAAACCAGAUGGGAUGGCGUAUCGCUGCAGAAUGCUGUGGUAGCCAUGCUGGUUAAGUGUGCCUUGAAUUCUAAAUAAAUCACAGACAGUGUCACCAGCAAAGCACCCCCACACCAUAACACCUCCUUCUCUAUGCUUCACGGUGGGAACCACACAUGCGGAGAUCAUCCAUUCACCUACUCUGCGUCUCACAAAGACACAGCGGUUUGGACUCAUCAGACCAAAGGACAGAUUUCCACCGGUCUAAUGUCCAUUGCUCGUGUUUCUUGGCCCAAGCAAGUCUCCUCUUCUUAUUGGUGUCCUUUAGUUGUGGUUUCUUUGCAGCAAUUCGACCAUGAAGGCCUGACUCACACAGUCCCCUCUAAACAAUUGAUGUUGAGAUGUGUCUGUUACUUGAACUCUGUGACGCAUUUAUUUGGGCUGCUAUCUGAGGUGCAGUUAACUCUAAUGAACUUAUGCUCUGCAGCAGAGGUAACUCUGGGUCUUCCAUUCCUGUGGCGGUCCUCAUGAGAGCCAGUUUCAUCAUAGCGCUUAACGUUUUUUGCGACUGCACUUGAAGAAACUUUCAAAGUUUUAGAAAUUUUCCGGAUUUACUGACCUUCAUGUCUUAAAGUAAUGAUGGACUGUCGUUUCUCUUUGCUUAUUUGAGCUGUUCUUGCCAUAAUAUGGACUUGGUCUUUUACCAAAUAGGGCUAUCUUCUGUAUACCACCCCUACCUUGUCACAAACACAACUGACUGGCUCAAAUUCCACAAAUUAACUUUUAACAAGGCACACCUGUUAAUUGAAAUCCAUUCCAGGUGACUAUCUCCUGAAGCUGGUUGAGAGAAUGCCAAGAGUGUGCAAAGCUGUCAUCAAGGCAAAGGGUGGCUACUUUGAAGAAUCUCAAAUAUAAAAUAUGUUUUGAUUUGUUUAACACUUUUUUGGUUACCACAUGAUUCCAUAUGUGUUAUUUCAUAGUUUUGAUUUCUUCACUAUUAUUAUACAAUGUAGAAAAUAGUAAAAAUAAAGAAAAUGAGUAGGUGUGCCCAAACCUUUGACUGGUACUGUAUGUCAUCAGAGUGGCAGUGUAAAAGCUGUACAGUGGUGAAUGCAGGCAGUAGUAUCCUGUGUGAGGUGUGUGAGCGCCCCCGCCUGGCCACCAAGCCUCCUGCAACCCCCACACGCCCCCCUCCUACACCCAACCGGCCUUCUGCUCCAGUACUGGGUAUGCCAGGAGACCCAGACAGCCAGGUAAACUAAAGUCAAUGCAGAAGCAGCACAUUUGAGUUGAAAUGAAAGUUUCAGAUUGUGCCUUUAUCACCAUGUAUUACAGUUGAUGUUGUUCCUCUAUUCCUCUGAGUCUCUAAGCUCAUGCCAAUGAUCUCUUCUUUUCCUAUCCUCUAUUGUUUUUUUUGCAGUGGGUGUGUCAGUUCUGUACUUACGUCAAUUACACUCCAGCGUCAGUGUGUGAGAUGUGUGACCUCCCCCGCCCCGAGCCCGCCAAAAUGCGAGUCAAGCUCCACCCUCCGUCCCAGGUCAGAAGGGUCCCUGUGCUGUCCGUCAAACCCAAAGACCCGCCCAUGGAGGACCCUGAUUUGAGGAGACAGAAACGGAUUAGGGAGGAGGGCCUAAAGCUUAUCCAGCUUAUUAGAGUGAGUGAAGGAUUUCUGUUUUAUCUAUAAUAUGGUGUGUAAUCCCAUUACCCCACUACUUGUAAUAUUACAAGCUAUUAGCAAAUUUUAAGAUUAUGAUUCAGAAAAGUCUUUAUUUGUACCAUUGCUGGGCAAUUUGGUUGCAGUACUAUUAAAACAACAGUCUACAGAUUUCAGAAAACAAACGAUGUGUGAAAAUAAGCUAGCAUCCUCUUACUUAUUCAUACAGUGUGGUGAGUAGCAGCAGCUGAGGCCUAGUGAAUAUGUAUGACAGAUUGAUUUCUUUAUUUCUCUCUCUUUUCCUGUCUCUGUUAACUCUUUCUCUAUCUUCCCCUCUGUCUUUCCACCUCCCUCUUUCUCCCUGUCUCUCUCUCUCUCUCUCUCUCUCUCUCUCUCUCUCUCUCUCUCUCUCUCUCUCUCUCUCUCUCUCUCUCUCUCUCUCUCUCUCUCUCUCUCUCUGUCAGGAUGGAGAGAAGAAAGGAGUGAGUCCAGAGGAGGUGUACACAGGCAUGCGCGUCUCUGGAAAUGGAAACACCCUCCCCUGUGAUUGGCUCAAAGCGGAGCUACCUCACCUGCUCGAUCAGAUCUGUGCCACGGCCACUUCGUCUCGAGCAGCACUCCUGAAGACAGGACAGAACCAGAAUGGUAGUGGUACUGCAGAGGAUACAGGUGUGGAGGAAGAGCAGCCCAGAGGGGGGGGGGUGACCCUGUCCAGGGCUGAGGCCAAGUUGGCCUGGCUGUCUGCAGGGGGAGACACUGAGAGAGCAGCGAGACAGGGUCUCAGAGACAGACACGCUAAGGUGAGAGACAGGUCAGAAAGUCCAUUGCCCACUAAGAACUGAUCUAAGGUCAGUUGUACAGUCACUUUUGUCCCCUUUGGUGACAGCUAUGUGCCGGUUUCCCAGACCUAGAUUAAGUCUUGAUAAAACACACUUUCAAUUAAGAUUCUCUAUUAUGAUUCUCUAUUAUAUUAUUAUUAUAUUUUGAGUCCCGAAUUAGGCUUAAUCUUGGUCUGGGAAAUUGGCCCUAUAUGUAGGAGAUUAGCCUUUGAACACUCAAAGAAGGGUUUGGUCUCUCAUAUGCAGGUAAAGGAGCUGUGUUCUCUGGGGUUCACUGACGAGGCGCGGUGUCAGGAGGUUCUGAGGCAGAGCGAGGGAGAGGUGCGGGGGGCUCUGUCUCUGCUGCAGCGACCCCUCAUGGAGCCCUUCCACCAACGCAUGUGGAGCGACCAACCCGAGCCACCUAUCGACAUCAACCACCCCGACAAACAGGUGGGACACUGGGGCUCUGAACUGUAUUAUGUGCUUUAUUCUGCCCAUACAUUUAGCUGAACAUAGAAUAGCUAUAUUGAUGAUAAUGUGCUUACAACUACCACCAUUAGUAAGGUCCACAGAUCACACAUGUACUUCAAUCAUCUGACAAUUGCUUGAUGUCUCAUGUACAUUGAUGUUUUGCAGGGAUAAGCGUUACUUUUGUGUGUGGCAUAUCUCUCCUUUCCUCAUUCCUCUGUAUCAGUUUGUCCACUAAACUGGUCUGAUCUCUCUCUCCUCUCACUCUAACCCCCCUCCACUCCCUCCCUCUUCCCCCUGGGGCCAGCAUGUGUGCCGGAGGCUGCUGGCGGUCUAUGACCUACCCAGCUGGGGCCGCUGUGAACUGGCCCUGUCCCUGCUCCAGGAGCGCACCGCCCCCUACUCCCUGGACGACGUGGUACAGGCCGUACGCGAGUCACAUGACCGAGACUUCAUCCGCCGGGUGCUAGCCAAAGAGUGCCCCAUCUGCCUGUCAGACUUUCCCCACAGCAAGGUACUCUCAAGUCAAGUGUGUGUGCGUCUGUGUGCAUGUCACAGCACAAGCUUAUCUUUGAUUUUGCCGUAUCUAACCCCCAACUCUCCUACUCCUUUCUCUCUUCUCUCUCCUUCCCUGUUUCAGAUGCAGUCUCUGACCUCCUGUCAGUGCUCGGUGUGCUGUGGCUGUUUCCAGCAGCACUUCACUAUCGCAGUGAGAGACAAGCACAUCAGAGACAUGGUGUGUCCCGUCUGCUGGGAGCCUGACAUCAACGACCCCGAACACCUCAACAGCUACUUCUCCACCCUGGACAUCCAGGUAGUACAUCACACAGAGAACAACCUCACACAAAAUCUCCCUCAGAUUCUCUCUUUGAAGAGAGAAGAAACAGAGAGAAAAGACACUAUUCCAGAGGCUUCUCUCCCUUCAAAAAGCAGGUGUUGGUGGUGGUGUCAGAGUAGUCUCACGAGACCAUAGAUUGGUUUUCUCUGUGUGUGUGAUAUUGUGUAUGAUGGUAACACCUGUAAUCAUAUUUUCCUGUGCGUGCAGCUGCGGGAGUGUCUGGAGCCGGAGGUGUAUGAACUGUUUCAUAAGAAAUUGACUGAACAAGCCCUCAUCAAGGACCCCAAGUUCCUCUGGUGUAGUCAUGUGAGUUCUAAUCACAUAAUAUCCUUGAGCGGGUUUUGUAGUUUAUAUUUCCUAUGUGUACAAAUACAGUGGGGAGAACAAGUAUUUGAUACACUGCCGAUUUUGCAGGUUUUCCUACUUACAAAGCAUGUAGAGGUCUGUAAUUUUAUCAUAGGUACACUUCAACUGUGAGAGACGGAAUCUAAAACAAAAAUCCAGAAAAUCACAUUGUAUGAUUUUUAAGUAAUUAAUUUGCAUUUGAUUGCAUGACAUAAGUAUUUGAUCACCUACCAACCAGUAAGAAUUCCAGCUCUCACAGACCUGUUAGUUUAUCUUUAAGAAGCCCUGCUGUUCUCCACUCAUUACCUGUAUUAACUGCACCUGUUUGAACUCGUUACCUGUAUAAAAGACACCUGUCCACACACUCAAACAGACUCCAACCUCUCCACAAUGGCCAAGACCAGAGAGCUGUGUAAGGACAUCAGGGAUAAAAUUGUAGACUGCACAAGGCUGGGAUGGGCUACAGGACAAUAGGCAAGCAGCUUGGUGAGAAGGCAACAACUGUUGGUGCAAUUAUUAGAAAAUGGAAGAAGUUCAAGAUGACAGUCAAUCACCCUCGGUCUGGGGCUCCAUGCAAGAUCUCACCUUGUGGGGCAUCAAUGAUCAUGAGGAAGGUGAGGGAUCAGCCCAGAACUACACGGCAGGACCUGGUCAAUGACCUGAAGAGAGCUGGGACCACAGUCUCAAAGAAAACCAUUAGUAACACACUACGCCGUCAUGGAUUAAAAUCCUGCAGCGCACGCAAGGUCCCCCUGCUCAAGCCAGCGCAUGUCCAGACCCAUCUGAAGUUUGCCAAUGACCAUCUGGAUGAUCCAGAGGAGUAAUGGGAGAAGGUCAUGUGGUCUGAUGAGACAAAAAUAGAGCUUUUUGGUCUAAACGCCACUCGCCGUGUUUGGAGGAAGAAGAAGGUUGAGUACAACCCCAAGAACACCAUCCCAACCGUGAAGCAUGGAGGUGGAAACAUCCUUCUUUGGGGAUGCUUUUCUGCAAAGGGAGAGGACGACUGCACCGUAUUGAGGGGAGGAUGGAUGGGGCCAUGUAUCGCGAGAUCUUGGCCAACAACCUCCUUCCCUCAGUAAGAGCAUUGAAGAUGGGUCGUGGCUGGGUCUUCCAGCAUGACAACGACCCGAAACACACAGCCAGGGCAACUAAGGAGUGGCUCCGUAAGAAGCAUAUCAAGGUCCUGGAGUGGCCUAGCCAGUCUCCAGACCUGAACCCAAUAGAAAAUCUUUGGAGGGAGCUGAAAGUCUGUAUUGCCCAGCGACAGCCCCGAAACCUGAAGGAUCUGGAGAAGGUCUGUAUGGAGGAGUGGGCCAAAAUCCCUGCUGCAGUGUGUGCAAACCUGGUCAAGACCUACAGGAAACGUAUGAUCUCUGUAAUUGCAAACAAAGGUUUCUGUACCAAAUAUUAAGUUCUGCUUUUCUGAUGUAUCAAAUACUUAUGUCAUGCAAUAAAAUGCAAAUUAAUUACUUAAAAAUCAUACAAUGUGAUUUUCUGGAUUUUUGUUUUAGAUUCCGUCUCUCACAGUUGAAGUGUACCUAUGAUAAAAAUUACAGACCUCUACAUGCUUUGUAAGUAGGAAAACCUGCAAAAUCAGCAGUGUAUCAAAUACUUGUUCUCCCCACUGUAUGUUAUAAUAUGUUUGUUUCCAGACAUAAUUUGAUAAUCCCCAUUGAAGCUGUCAUAAAAAAAUCACAGUAAUCACACUUCACUAGCUAAGAAAUGGCAGUAUACAGUGCAUUCGGAAAGUAUUCAGACCCCUUCACUUUUUCCACAUUUUGUUACGUUACAGCCUUAUUCUAAAAUGGAUUAAAUUGUUUUUCCCCUCAUCAAUCUACACAAUACCCCACAAUGACGAAGCAAAAACCAUUUUUAUAAACGUUUGCAAAUUUUUUAAUAAAUAAAAAACGGAAAUAUUACAUUUACAUUACUCAGUACUUUCUUGAAGCACCUUUUGGCAGCGAUUACAGCCUCAAGUCUUCUUGGGUAUGACGCUACAAGCUUGGCACACCUGUAUUUGGGGAGUUCCUCCCAUUCUUCUCUGCAGAUCCUCUCAAGCUCUCUCAGGUUGGAUGCGGAGCGUCACUGCACAGCUAUUUUCAGGUCUCUCCAGAGAUGUUCGAUCGGGUUCAAGUCCGGGCUCUGGCUGGGCCACUCGAAGACACUCAGAGACUUGUCCCGAAGCCACUCCUGCGUUGUCUUGGCUGUGUGCUUAGGGUCGGUGACCUGUUGGAACGUGAACCUGUGUUGUUGGAGACCUCCAAUGCUGCAGUAAUUUUUUGGUACCCUUCCCCAGAUCUGUGCUUCGACACAAUCCUGUCUCGGAGCUCUACGUACAAUUCCUUCGACCUCAUGGCUUGGUUUUUGCUCUGACAUGCACUGUCAACUGUGGGACCUUAUAUAGACAGGUAUGUGCCUUUCCAAAUCAUGUCCAAUCAAUUGAAUUUACCACAGGUGGACUCCAAUUAAGUUGUAGAAACAUCUCAAGGAUGAUCAAUGGAAACAGGAUGCACCUGAGCUCAAUUUCGAUUCUGAUAGCAAAGGGUCUGAAUAUUUACAUAAGUAAGGUAUUUCUGUUUUUAUUUUUAAUAAAUUUGCCAAAACCUGUUUUUGCUUUGUCAUUAUGUGGUGUUGUGUGUAGAUUGAUGAGGAUUUUUUUUUAUUAAAUACAUUUUAGAAUAAGGCUGUAACGUAACAAAAUGUGGAAAAAGUGAAGGGGUCUGAGUACUUUCCGAAUGCACUGUAUAAUCUAAAACAGUUCAUGAACUAUUCCUCCCCUCCCCUUCCUACUGUCAGUGCUCCUAUGGGUUCAUCUAUGAUGGAGACCAACUGAAGGUCACCUGUUUCCAGUGCAGGAACAGCUUCUGUGCACAAUGCAAGAAACCUGUAAGUAACAAACAUCCACUCUGUUCAUGUGUGAGAGAGGGUGACAGAAGAGCAUUUGGGUUUGGAGUGAAGCUGGAGCCUAAUCUGUCUAUUGUCCUCUCUUGUCUCUGUCGCCGUGUGUUCUCUAGUGGGAGUCUCAGCACGGUGGUGUGUCGUGUGAACGGUACCAGUCCUGGAAGAGACAGAAUGACCCAGAGUACCAGAGGCAAGGCCUGGCCGGAUACCUGCGUGACAACGGCAUCAGUGAGUCACACACACACACCUUCUUAAACACCUCCUCCAUUGAGAGCUACUGUAGCGUUUAACCAGGAAAGACAGGUACUUGCAGAGGUGUGAACGGCCAGACACUUUACUAGGUGUUGGGCUGAGAGAGAUCAAAUUGGUCUUACUCAUAGUUCCUCUUCCAAACCAGCACAGUUCAUUAGCAUCAUGAACAGCACUCCCAAAGAGGUACUGUAGGCCUUCUGCAUGAACUAAGCCAGAAGAAUAAGGACAAACCGGACUGUGCCGACGAACAGUUAAAAGCAGCAGGUGGUCCUCCUAUCGCCUCUGACCGCACAGAACAUUGUCCGUCAUUUUCUGUUCAUUUCUCGACAAUUCAUGUUGAAUUGCCACCGUUCAUCGACACUCAGCAGGUGUUCUACUGCACACGUCCCAAUUUCAUUAUGGUGUGUAUUUUCCUUUAGACCCUGUUUUACCAAGUCAGAGCAAGUUAGACCCUUUACAUUAAGUAUUUACAGUCUCUUCCAUGACCUUCAUUUGUGGAAAUUAUUAAAACUUGUUUAGCUUCUUUCCCUGAUGCAUUCUCAUGUGUACUCUCCCAAUACCCGGGAUUCAUUUCCCUGAAUGUACUUACUCUUUCCCUCAGCAUGUCCAAACUGCAGGUUCCAGUAUGCCCUGUCCAAAGGAGGCUGUAUGCACUUCAGCUGCUCCCAGUGCAGGUACCAGUUCUGCAGCGGAUGCAACAACCCCUUCCACACUGUAAGUCCCUUCUUAAAUGGCUUGGUGUGUUUGUGUUGUUCAUUUGUACGUCAUCGAUUGUGCUAGUUCCUGGCAAGGUUUUUCUUAUGGGAAUUGGCUUGAAUGUCGCUUUAAUGUAGGUGUUUGUUUUUCCUUCUCUCUGCCACUCUCUCCCUCUCCUCCUCUCCCACCAUUUCUCUCUUUCUUUUCUCGGUCUCACUCACUCUUUCUCUCUCUGUCUCUCCUUCCUUUUUUCCCUCUCCUCUCUCCCUCCCUCUUCUGUAGACUUGUGCAGUGAUCCAUUGUAGUGUGACAGGCCUGCAUGCCCAUCACCCUCGAGACUGUCUGUUCUACCUGAGGGACUGGGAGCCUGGCAGACUGCAAGCCCUGCUGCAGGUAGAGACGCACACUACACACACACACACACACGGAUGCUCACACACCAUUACAAUCACCAUAACCACGUUAUAGCACCCUGACUCACAUUCACAGUUAUAACUGAUUUUAUUGUACGAAUAUCUGUAGCUGGAUCGCAUUAAAUGAUUGUUUAUUGUUAUUGUCUGUUUGCAGAACAAGAAUGUUGAGUUCAAUACUGACACCCCUCCAGGAACUCAAGCAGGUAAGAUUCUAUCUGUUCUUUCCUUUUUACUUAGAAAAACUGAAAACUGAGAAAUACUAAGAUAUUAUUUUCUCUCUCUCUCAGGGCUGUGCGGAGUGAUAGAGCAGAAGGAUGAGGGUGGGCAGCAGAUGGACUCGGCCUGUGGGGCUCAAACUCAGCCUGGCCAUGCAGGACUCUGCGAGUAUGUCACCUCUCACUGCCACCACCAGCGUUUUUCAAGGACUCAAAGGCGCUUUAGAGAACAACAGAGUGCUCCCAUGAUAAACAUGAAAACAUGCAUAGGUGUAACUAACUGGUUUUUGCCUAAUCUAUUCCAGGAAACACUACAGAGAGUACUUGGUGAGCCUCAUCAACGGCCAUUCCAUCGACCCGGCCCCUCUCUUCAAUGCCAACGAGCUGGUUCUGGCCUGUCGGAGAUACCAAGUGGAUGACGCCCGGGGGGAGAUGGAGGACGACAUGACGUACUAUACUCGAAUACUGGAGGUAAGCUUUGAUGGUCCUUGUGGAGGGAUUUGUGGCUUUUUCCAAAUAUUUAGUCACAUGGUUUAUCAUUUCUAAUCUUAUUUCAGAAACUUAUUGAUGAAGUACCACUUGGAGACAAGGUUCCACGGAAGAAAUGAAAACUGCUUGUUUGUUCGUUUAAGUGUUUUUAGUAUUGGGUGUUGGGAUUUUGACUCAAAAGGCCAUCAAAUGUGUUUGUGUCAAUGUGACUUACACCACACAGCAGAAAGCUAUGCUUAUAUCCCCAUUGAUGUGCUACAGUUAUUUAUGAAUCUAUAUUUGGGCUAAAUGCUCAGUUGCACAUUAAUUUAAAACAGAGAAGUAUGAGAGUGGGUGUGUGGCUCUGUGGGUGGGCGCAUAACAUUUCAAGACUGUGAUAACAGGGUUCCAGCUUCUAUUUAGGCAUCACUUCAUUGCACACAGUCUGUAGGUGCAUGCUCUUAACUGUAUCCUUUUGACUGACGAAAAAGACUUUAAACAGUCAAUAAACCAGUAGGUUUUCACACCAACCCUAGUCUAGCACACCUGAUUCUAAUAAUUAGCUAAAACCU
Messenger RNA from Coregonus sp. 'balchen', 15932 nucleotides. The record is from the annotation of a GenBank genome assembly. Lineage: Eukaryota; Metazoa; Chordata; Actinopteri; Salmoniformes; Salmonidae.